AUGAGGCCAGGAAGCAGCCUGGGGUUUGCUCUUUUCUGCUGGGUUUUUGGGGAGGUGGUUGCUUAUAACCCCUGGGGCUUCCUUAGAGGGGAAGCAGAGCUAUGGAGGUACGGAGGGGUUUCUUCCUCAGGGCAGCCCCGUGCCUUCUCCCAGCCCUCUCCCUGGGCAUGGGUGGAUGUCUCCCAGCUCCAGGCUGCUGCCCUGCUGCACCCUGUGGUUGUGCAGUGCCAGGAGGCGCAGGUGGUGGUCACGGUGCACAGGGACCUCUUUGGCACGGGACGCCUGGUCAGGGCUGCGGACUUGACCCUGGGCUCGGCCGCCUGCCUGCCCACAGUCUGGAGUGCUGCUGAGACCACAGUGACCUUCGUGGCUGGGCUGCAUGAGUGUGGCAGCACCCUUGGGGUGACUCCUGAUGCUCUGGUCUACAGCACAAGCUUAAAUUACAGCCCAGUUCUUACUGGCAACCCUGUCAUCAUCCGUACCAGCCCUGCUGUGGUCCCUAUCGAGUGCCACUACCCAAGGAGGGACAACGUGAGCAGCCACGGUGUCAGUCCCACGUGGGUGCCCUUCCACUCCACCCUGUCCUCUGAGGAGAAGCUGCCUUUCUCCCUGCGCCUUAUGAACGAUGACUGGAGUGCCGAGAGAGGCUCCACCAUAUUUCAGCUGGGAGAGGUCUUCCACUUCCAAGCUGGUGUCAACACGGAGAACCAUGCACCUCUGAGGCUCUUUGUGGACAACUGUGUGGCCACUACGGCUCCAGAUGGGAGCUCUUCUCCCCAGUAUGCUUUCAUUGACUUCAGUGGGUGCCUGGUGGAUGGGCAGCUGGAUGAUGUCACCUCAACUUUUAUAUCCCCAAGACCCAGGCAAGAUGUGCUUCAGUUUGCAGUAGAUGCAUUCAAGUUUUCAGGAUACUCCAGCGACCUGAUCUACAUCACCUGCCACCUGAAGGUCUCCCUGGCUGACCAAGCUCCUGACCCUCUGAACAAGGCUUGUUCCUUCAACAAAGCCAGUAACCUCUGGGUGCCUGUGGAAGGCACCCAGGAUAUCUGCUCCUGCUGCAAGAUGAGGAGCUGUGGCUUGGCUGGGCGCUCCAGGUGGCUCCAUGCUCACUCCCGGCAGCAAGGAGAACGGGUCCGAAGAGAACUGCCCUCCCAGCUUGAUCCCUCGGUGAAAGAAGCAGAUGUUGUGGUUGGACCCCUCUUCAUCCACAGUUGGUGGGAUCACCCAAUUAGGAGGAUGCCUUUGAGAGAUGCAGGUCAUGUGUGGAUGAUAUUGGGGCUGGCGAUUGUUGCUGGUGUGGUCGUCCUAAUCCUUGCUGUUCUAGGAGCUGUGACUGUCUGCCGAAAGCCCAGCGACCCCCUUUAA
Egretta garzetta (little egret) is the source of this 1365-nucleotide messenger RNA. RefSeq names its product zona pellucida sperm-binding protein 3. The record is from RefSeq and is a predicted model, not a curated record. Bases 1 to 1365 code for a protein of 454 amino acids. Gene Ontology annotation, biological process: positive regulation of acrosome reaction; binding of sperm to zona pellucida; egg coat formation. Gene Ontology annotation, molecular function: acrosin binding. The transcript has 9 exons. NCBI's taxonomy places the organism in Eukaryota, Metazoa, Chordata, Aves, Pelecaniformes, Ardeidae. Gene Ontology annotation, cellular component: extracellular matrix.